AGAAACUACCAAUCGAUCGAUUUAUAGUCUUUGAAAGUGUCAACAACAUGCAAAAUAAGGAUCACCUGUCCGCAUUUGCAUAAAGUAGUUCCGGAGCUUCUUCUUGCGUGACGGUGAUGGUGGUGUGGCACGGCACGCUGGGAGUUUGCUGUGUUACGACAUGAUUUUAGAGUCAAAAGUCUACAAUAUGACAGGAAGCUGACGCCAGGGCAGAGCUGUAAGAACCGUGGAAUGCUUCUGGAUAUUUUCUUUAUGUUGCUGUUGGGCUCUGGCAUAGCUUCGUCAUGGUGUCCUAGAGUAACACAUUUAUCAGAAUACACCGGAACUUUCUCAUCUCCCAAUCACAAGGACCUUUAUCCUGACAAUACACAGUGCACAUGGUACAUAACGGCCCCUCAUGCCUCUCUACACGUUAAAAUAUCAUUUGAAAGUUUUCAUUUAGAAGAUUGCAAGAAGUGUAACUGUGAUUCGUUGACAAUUUAUGACGUCACGAAAGACGGGAAGAACGUCACAUUAGGAAAGUAUUGCGGAAAGAAAAGCCCUGGUACUUUUUAUUCAAGUGGACGAUAUAUGWUUGUUACAUUCAAGUCCGAUGAUGGGGAUAGUCGUAGUGGGUUUUUGGCUCAAUAUUCUACAAAUGUACAACGAGGCUCAGUUUGCAGACCAAAUGGUAUGUUACUGACUGCUGCUGGUGGAACCAUAACUUCACCAGACUCACCAAACAGAUAUCCCUCCAGAAGUCAGUGCUCCUGGAUUAUUGAAGCUAAACGCAAAUCUAGAAUUAAAUUUCGAUUUUUAAAUUUUGACAUUGAGAACUGUUCGGCAGCACCUGGUCGCUGUCAGUGUGACUAUGUCGAAGUGCGUGAUGGGAACACGUCUAGCUCUUUUCUAAUUGGUCGAUAUUGUGGAUCUGUGAAUCCACGUGAACUUUAUUCGAGYGGUCGGUAUUUGUGGGUUCGGUUUGUGUCAGACAAUCAGGUCAACAAAAUUGGGUUCGUGGCAGAGUACACGACGAAACAAAAUGAGGAAUGCUCUUGUCCAGCUAAUUGGAAAUACCCCUUUCGAUGUCCAGAGAUGUACUGGCGGAAAAGUAAUAGUUCUUCAUCAGUAUGUUGCUAUGAUAACGGUGCGUCUUGUUGUCAAGCUGGAGGCAAUCAUUGCAAAGACGCGGGAGAAAAUCAAAGAAGCUACUGCCCACGUCCACGUGAUMAUAACAAGAAGAUAAAAUGUUGUGUUGACAACGGGAAGCCUUCGUGUUGCUUUUCAAAUGGAAAUUAUGUACAAAUWAACAGAUUGUUACAAUUACUGGUUCUAGUGUGCUACAGUUUGUCAUGGCUCUUUUAAAUCAUGGAAUGAUGUAAAUUAUUUAUAAAUCUUUUAUAAGUUGAAAAUCAAUUUUUAAAAUUGUAAUGGAUAUUGUAUUUAUCAUAGCUUAGGUUUUCUAACUUAAUAAUUUUAACUAAUUUGAAUGCGAAUUCUGAUGAACUUCAAUUGCGUGCACUUGAAGGCACAUGGUCCACCAACAUUCAACGCGAUCGUGUUUUAKAUUAGAUUUUUCAUAUAKGGAAAAUGAAGUGACUUCAGAUAUCCAUUCKYAAUCCUUUYCUAWCCAUCGUUUUAAAAGUCGAAUCUUCCAGUAUCUCUUUUCGUAUAGUAUAAAGCGAUAAUCAAGUAUAAGUUUUUGUUAUAUUACGAAGUAUUUUUUUUCAAACAUGAGCAAAAAUCGAAAGGGAUGCUGGUGGACCAUGUCCCUUUAACACAUUCUAGAAGUUAUUCUAAUUUUCUUCGCUUUUGCGAAUGUGAUUUUGAAUUGCAUUUUCUGAUCACCAUGAGUUAUAAGCAUUUGAAAUUAAUUGAAAAUGCAAUAGYAGUGACGUCAACAAAGGAAUAUUCCAGUUUUUUUUAUUUCACAAUUGACAGCGUCAUCUUGAAAGCGAGAACAGUAGUUGAGCAUGCAACAUAGGUCCGUGUUAAUAAUUGCCCAUAGAGUUACGUGAAUGAACGGUAUCUAUCACUUCAGGCUCAACUCCUGUCUCGCUUUGAUGCAAAGGCUUGGUUACCUACAUUUUGCAUAUGAAAUCAUACCCUCAAUCGACGUCCUAUUGCUUGCGUUUUCAAUUUUCAAUUUAAMAAAUAGAGGAUAUUACAUGAUCGCGCGGAKAUACGGUUUUUAUCUUCAGAUUUUCAACACGAGAAGAUCAAAUUUGUAUGUCCAAGCGACCAUGUAAUAUUCUAUUUAUCAUA
This is a messenger RNA of Exaiptasia diaphana, 2244 nucleotides long. Its product is annotated as tolloid-like protein 1. The record is from RefSeq and is a predicted model, not a curated record. Bases 232 to 1344 code for a protein of 370 amino acids. Lineage: Eukaryota; Metazoa; Cnidaria; Anthozoa; Actiniaria; Aiptasiidae. The transcript has 6 exons.